AUGGCCACAGAACCACCACCAAACGCAAACCUCUUGUCAACCCAUUCAAGGAACCUGGCCACACCACCACCCCUCCCACCUCGGACGCCGCCAGUCACGUUGACGUCGAGCGAUGCCCGCUUGCCAGCGCCUGUGAACAACGGGCACCUUCCUCCAUCCCCAAAUGCAGAAGCAGCCAUCAUACCACUCAAGACCAGCUCGGACAGCACGCCUGAGGGUCGCAACGCGACCACAUCUCAAGUUGACGCGCUCGAAUCGGCUCCGGCCCGACUAAGCACACCUCCUCAGAACAUAUCAAGCAACUUGCUUGACCUCCCAAAGAUGCUGCCGAUCCCUCCCCGUCAAUCUUCCCGUCUGUCCCCCCCACGCCGGUCUUCACCGCUGCGAGAUCCGCCUCCACUUCCUCCCCGACAGCGGAGCCCAAUUCUGGGGCAGCCCACGCCUGUGUCCAAGCAGCAGCUCGACGAGUCGUCGGACGCUCUCCCUCCUGGGCAGCCGACGCAAUCCUCCAACACCGACUCACCAUCUACGGCUCACCAAGAUAAAGGUGACCCGCUUCGAUCAAACCUGAGCGCUAAAGAGAUCCACACCAAGGCCGUGCACCAUGUCGAGGCGAGCGAGCCUUCCCUAACUAUCCUUGGCAUCACGCCGUUGAUGUGGGCCGGACUCGCCAUCUUCUUCCUAUUGGGCAUCAAGCUGUUGGGCUGGCACAAGUUUUCCCUGAUUGCUGCAUGUGGCUUGGCCCCCGUCGCUGCACUCUGGCUCCUCCCGCUUCCCUCGUUCUCUCACAACGAGCCUUCACUUCCACCGCAGCCUGCUGACAAUGUUGGAUGGAUCAACCAUACGCUGCGAACGCUGUUUCCGUUGGUCUCGACUGACGUCCUGACGCCAUUUGUCGACUUGCUUGAGGACGCCCUCGUCCAGCAGGUGCCGCCCAUUGUGACAUCCGUCCGCUGCACUGACGUGUCCCUGGGCAGGGAGCCGAUCCAGCUCACGUCGCUCCGCACGAUCACAGACGAUGAGUGGUUCGCGAGUAUCGCACAGGGGGCGGCCGCCACAGGGAAGGGUCACUCUGGAACUCGAUCUAAUGCGUUGCCUUCGACACUUGCAAAAGGCGGGGAGACUGGCGGUGAGACGACCCAAGCUUCGGACCUGAGCGACUUUGGCCCCGAAACGGCGAGCGACACGUCGGGCGCUUGGAGAAGGACGCACGUGAGGACUGUCUCGGGCGCUUCUAACAGGUCAAACAAGGCGACCAAGUCUAUUGGUCCAUUGGGAACCAAGGGAUCAGCUGAAGCCAAGCCUGUACGGCCACUCUCUGUCUCCAGCCAGUUCUCCCUGGGCAAGGAGACUGCCAAGCUGCGAAAGCGCGACAACAUCGUGCGACGCCUCCGGCGAGGACGGCACCGUCACGACGAGGGGCUCGACGAGUUCGACGAGUGUGUAGACGAGGAGCUCAACUUCGACGAGCUCCAGAAAGGCGGCGCGAAGGGCUUCUACGUAAACUACGAGGUGUCGUUCACGUACCGCAGCACGCGCGAGAUGAGCAAGACAGGCACCGGUCUGCACAUGCUUGCAUACUUUGGCUGGGGCGUCAAGGGCCUCGGCGGUUCUGAAAUCCCCGUGUUCAUCGAUGUGUUGCAACUGAACGGCACGCUGCGGCUGCGGCUGCUGCUCAGUCCGUCACCGCCGUUUGCGCGCGAGGCGCAGUUCACAUUCGUCAAGAUGCCCGAGUUUGACAUCUCGGCCCGUCCCCUGCGCAACUUCGGCUUUGGAUCCGUUAACGCCAUGGAUAUUCCGCUCCUCAAGACUUACGUGCAGAAGUCGAUAGCCCAGGUAGCGGGAUCCUUCGUCUCGCCGCGCCACUUUCACCUCGAUGUCAACCGCCUCUUGCUCGGUAAGGACGCGGCCAUGCGCACCAAGGCUGUCGGCGUCCUGUAUCUCAUGAUCCAUGGGUGCGAUGACCUUCCUCGCACGGACACGUUGGGCUCAUGCGACCCGUAUGUUGCCGUGUCGUUCUCCAAGUUCGAUAAGCCGCUGUUCUCAACGCGUACGAUUGUCAACACGCUCGACCCGGUGUUCGAAGAGCCAGCCUUCUUGCUGGUGUCGAGUGAGAGCAUCGAGGUCGGUGAGCAGCUGCUGCUAAAGGUGUGGGACUCGGACAGGUUUUCCAUGGACGACUCGAUUGGACAGGUGAAGGUUGACAUUGCUGAGAUCAUCGAGCUCUCAGAGCGGACAAACCACGGGUAUGAGCUGUUCCGACGGCACGACGAUCUUAUGCCUGAGCAGCCGGGCAUGCGUGCGCAGGGCCAAAUCGACUGGAGUGUGCGCUUCUUCCCGCUUUGGCAGGUCCCCGUGAGCGAGUUCCACCGCCGCCUUGAGGCAAUCAGGGACCGGCGGGGCGACGACGACAAGACCGUUGCGCCAUGGUGGCUGAAGUGGCUCGAUGACUGGAUCGAGAAGCCCGAAUGGGAGCUGGAGCGUGCUAAGCGCCGCAAGGAGAUGGUCGACAACUUCACUGGCGAACGGGAACGCGACGAGAUCGAGGCAGCGAUGCCGCCGACGGACGAGUUCCCCUCGGGCGUCCUCCAAUUCCACGUACACCAAUGUGCCGAGCUCGAGAUGUACCCCGACGCAGGUACAUUCUCGGGCAGCAACAUCAGCCGGCGCAAGAGCCCGGCGUCGGGGAAGCCGGCGCUGAGCGACGUCAUCGACCGAGCACCCGGCGAGAACCCCGAACCGCCCAGCGCUUAUGCCGAGGUCCACUUGAACGACAAGUACGUGUUCCGCACGCGGACAAAGCGCGUGAACCCGCAGCCGUACUUCAACGCGCUGAGCGAGCGGUUCAUCUGCGACUGGCGAGAAGCGCGUAUAAGGUUUGUCGUCAAAGAUGAGCGGGACCGAGAGCACGAUCCGAUCAUCGGCAUCGUAAGCUUGCGUCUGCGCGACGUGCUCUCAAGCUGUUCCCAAACGACGAGAUGGUUCCCGAUCGUCGGCGGUCUCGGCUUCGGCAAGCUCCGCAUCUCGCUGUUAUUCAAACCAGUCGACAUCAAGCUCCCGCGUGGCCUGAGCUCGUUCGACGUGUGUACGUUCGAGAUGGCACGCUUGCAGACGACCGACUUUGAGGAGGCACUCGGCAAGAUGCCCUGCAUGGUGAUUGAGAGCGAGUAUGACCGGGUGAUUUUACAAGGCCCCGCAGAGGAGGCGGGAUACCACGAGGACGACGAGGGCAACGGGCGCCCGCGCAGCGGAACGGUAACCAGCGUGACAGCCAAGCGCCUCUCGGAUCGGCCAUUCACAAUGCCGCGAGUGCAGGACGCGGCCCUCGGGUGGGACCUGCCUUCUCCCGUCCGCUUGGCUGUGCAGUAUCGUCACAGCUGCAGCAUGGUGCUAAGCCUUGUAACGCGGCGCAGGCUCCAGAAGAACCGUGUGCAUGCGCUCGCAGUGCUCUCCCUCACUGGCGUUCCAGACAACGAGGUGACGCAGCGCACUGUGCCUGUCUUUGCUACGGCCAGCGUAGAAGACGCAAUGCGUGCCAACGCGGCGUAUGUGGCACACGCCGCUCUCGCGAACGCUGCACCGCCCAAUCUUCCGGAAUACGUCCAGGCCAUCGGCUUCAUCAAGGUGGAGUUUGCGCUUCAUCCUGGCGUGAGUCGCGCGCACCGCAAGCUCGGCAAGCGCGACCUCAGAUUCAAGGCUGUGUACGAUGGGUGGGAGGCGACACGCCUCCUCCAACAUCCCCACGAGACGGAAGACGGGGCGAGCGAGAGCAGCGAUGUCGAGCUGAGCGCCGACGAGGUCGCGAGCGGCAAAGAGAGCGCCGAGGCUAUGCGUAAUGACGACGUGCGUUCUCUGCGCGAAGGGCGCAGUCAUGUCAAGGCACUACACAAGAACAACAAGGGUAUAUUCCAGCUCAAGAUUGCGCGCACGGGCAAGUUUGUCAAGGACAAGGUGCAGGCGCGGGUGCUGAGUACGACGGGUAAAACGAACCUCGCGCAGCGCCCGCACGGCGCCGACGUGCAUGUGGAGGAGGAGGGGGUGAGUAGGGUGGGUUAG
This is a messenger RNA of Cutaneotrichosporon cavernicola, 4056 nucleotides long. RefSeq lists its product as uncharacterized. The record is from RefSeq and is a predicted model, not a curated record. Bases 1 to 4056 code for a protein of 1351 amino acids. The transcript is spliced from 3 exons. NCBI's taxonomy places the organism in Eukaryota, Fungi, Basidiomycota, Tremellomycetes, Trichosporonales, Trichosporonaceae.